Molecule: messenger RNA, 4948 nt
Organism: Trichomycterus rosablanca
Lineage: Eukaryota; Metazoa; Chordata; Actinopteri; Siluriformes; Trichomycteridae
Gene: cep152
Product: centrosomal protein 152
Exons: 28
Coding region: 49-4806 (1585 amino acids)
Biological process (GO): centriole replication
Cellular component (GO): centrosome
Source: RefSeq, a predicted model, not a curated record
AGCUCUGUGGCUAAUAUUGUAUACUCUGAAGACACUUCAUAGCUAGCAAUGUCGAUCGAUUUUGACAGUGCUGCAUUGCAAACACAACAUGAAGAGGAAGAGUAUGAUCAAGAGGAUUUUGCACGAGAGCAGGAGCUCCACAAGCUUCUGACAGACCUUCCAGACGAUAUGCUGGAGGAUAGCCAUGACUCCUCACCAGAGCUGGACCAUUCAACCUGCAGUCCCCGACGAGACAAUGGAGCCCAACAUUCUUGGAAUGGACAGUCUGAGUGGUCCAAUCAACCUCAUCCUCAUUCUGCUGAAGAGAAUAGGACUGAGCAUUUAGCUCUUGACUGGAAUACACACCAUGGUCAGAACUAUCAGUAUGAGCCUGCGGAUUGUGUAUACUCUUCUGCCGGAACAGCAGACUCUGACUUCUCUACCGAGGAGGGCUAUGAACAGGCUGCAUACCCACACAUGGGUCUCUACCACAGGACAGGGAACCAUGAAGAUGAGCAAGGCCAUGAAAUCCAUACCAAUGGCAGAAAUCGAUUUCAGAAUUUUGAUAAUGGAGUAGCUAAGAAUGAAGAUGUUGACUGUUACGAAGCAAGCUACCAGCCACAGAACCCAGCACACCAAGCAAACAUGUUUAACGUUCAGCCAGCUCAUCAAAAUGGUCACUUCGACCAGCUGCAACGAGACUUUCUCGAUGCAUCACCAACUGAUGUUAAUGCUCAAGAAUGUGCACAGUUGAAGAUUUUAAACAAAGCUCAGUCAAGGCAGAUUGAACAUCUGGAACAGAAACUAGAGGAUAACCGACGUAAAGUGAGAUAUUUGGAGCAUCAGUUUGCCAUCGUUAAAGAUGAAAAGGAAGGGCUGGCAUUAUCACUGAAGGAGUCUGGCUGUCUGAUAGAUGAGGCGAAAGAUAGAGAAUCUCAGCUGCAGAAAGAAGUCAACUCUAUGGAGCGACAGAUUCAAAUGCUUACAGAGAGAGAACAGGAGAACAUAAAGAAACAGCAUGCUGCUGAGGCAGCUGUAGACAGCUUGCAGAAGCAGAUGACUGAGCUGUGCCGUUCUGAAACACUGACGCGAGCGCGAGAACAGCACGACAGAGACGUGGCUGCAAUGAGGGAACAGCAUGAGGCGAGAGUUCUCGCCCUCCAGCAAAAACUGGAUUCAGUCACUCAAAGCCUGAAUGAGCAGGUGCAGGCAGGCCAGAGGCUGCGGGAGCAGGUGAAGCAGCUGGAAAGGCAACGAGAGGAAGAGCAGGUGGACAGAGCUGCGGUCAUCAACGCCCUCACACAGCGUUUGGAGGAGAGCCAGCAACAGUGUGCCAAGCUACUUCAAACUGGCUCUGUGCAAGAGAUGAGCCAGAUGCAGAUAAAACUACAGCAGGCUCAGUCUAGUCGCAACAUAAGUGAAAAUAUGAACAAAGCACUGCAAGAAGAGUUAAAUGAGCUGAAGGAACAGGUCACCCUGUAUGAGUCUGCUGUGAAGCUCGGGACACUUUCAUUUGACUCGAACCCAGACUGGGAAAACCAGCUGUCAGAAUCCUACAUAGAUCUUGGGAUAAAGAAAGUUAACUGGAAAAAAGACAAAAAUAACAGCACUCCUGCAUUAUCAGACUCUAGUCAGUCUAAGACGGACUUGACGAAAGACCUCAAGACCGAGCUUCAGCGAUGUUUGGCCCAGCUGAAAUCUAAAAGGGAAAAGAUCUCUCAGCUACAAGAAGAUCUUCGAACCUCCCACAGUCGUCUAGAGCAGCUGCAAACCCAGUUACAAGGAGCUGAGAAGAUGGCCAAAGACUCAGUGGUGAGGGAGAACAGCCUAGAAAAGCUUUUGGAACAAUCAAGCGCCCCACACAAAGAGCUUGUGAGACUGGAAACGGAACGACAGCAACUCCAGAAGAGAGUAGAGGCUCUUGAGAUGCGAAAUAAGGAGCUAAAGCAGAGUGAGGAGAAGGUAAAAGCAGCAAACUCUGAGCUUUGCAUAAAGAUGAGAGAGAUGAUUCAGGAGCUGGAUCAGGAGAAACAAGAGGCUGCAGAAAGGUAUGAAAGGACUCAGCAGCAGUACAGAGAUGACGUGGUGCAGCAUGUGCGUGCAGAACUCGUUCAAGAACAUUCAGCUCAUGUGGAGCAGCUCACAGCUCGACAUCAACACCAAAUUCAGCAGCUGGAAUCUAAAUUAGCUGACCUCAAUCAAGAGGUGUUGGCUGUGCAGGAAUGCUACCUUUCUGUUUGCAAAGAAAAGGACAAGCUGGAAGAGGCUCUUCAAAGCAGAAUUAAGGAGGAGAAACUAAGAGAGGCUAAGUUCGAAAAGAACUCGGCUCAAAGACUGGAGGAGGCCCUUAGGGAAAAGCAAAAAGCGAAAGCUGCAGAAACCCAGGAGGGCUCCUCUCAGACGAACAGCUCAGAGUCAGAAACCCAGCUCAUCUCCCUGGAGCAGCUUGAGACCAGACUCGGUGAGCAGAGAGUGGCACUGCAGCAAGAGGCCGACAACAAGCUGGCCAAAGCAGUAGAGGAGGCAGGAAGACGAAGAGAGAGAGAGUUGCAGCAGAAACAUGUGCAAGACAUGUCAUUGCAGGUUGAAGGUGCUGUGUCCACGGCCCAGGAUAGCUGGCUCAGAGACCUGACCUCUCUCCCAGAGUACAAAACCAACCUGCAGACAGAGAGGGAACAGUGGGAGAAGCUACAGGAGCAAUAUACUCAAGAGCAGGUGUCUUCAGCCAUUAAAGCCUCAGAAGACAAAUGGCAGGAGAUUAUUACUGAAAAACUAAAGGAGCUGGAUAGCAGUUUGAGCAGAAACCAAGAGCUUCAAGACAAGGUGCACAACCUGACCACACAGCUGAAGCAUCACAGUGAGGAACAGACCUCACUACUUAAAUCUGAGCUCUCUGCAGCUAGAGACUUGUGGAACACUGAAAAGCAGGAGGAGAUCUCAUGCCUGAGGAGCCAGUUCCAGAGGGAGCAGAACAGCCAACUGCAGAAACACCAGGCUCAGUUGGAGAGGAUCACAGAGGAAACCCGAGAGGAGGCUAUCAGACAGGGCCAAGCUCAACUACAGGAGGCCCUGCACAGGAAAGAGCAGGAGUGGAGAAGUCAGCAAGAGCGCAUACUUUUGAAGGAAAGGCAGCGGGCAAAGGAAGAGGUGCUGCGUGAGUUACAAGAGGUGCUAAAGGAGCUGCACGAGAGGAGAGUGGUUUCUGAAGAGCAAGAAAGCAUGGAUGGCAGUCUUCGAUCCAAACUGAGAGACUUGUGUAGAAAGGCACUUGUCAGAUCUGUAGCCAGUGCCAAGCAUGAAUGGAUGAAGAGCAGUGAGGAAAAGUUGAAGCUUGUACUCAAGGAAACCCAAGAGCAACAUGAGAAGGAACUUAAUCAUAUACGUAGCUCUUCAGCUCAGAGAAGUGAAAGUGUGUGUGACAAUAAAAGCUGUACUGAGACCUCUGGCAAACUCCAGAAGAAGUGUCAGGAGCUGCAAAGGCAUCUGGAGAAGGCUUGCCGUCAGCUUCAGCACACAGUUCGAGAGCAUAAGAACACUUUGCACAAGCUUAAGGAGGAACAUGAAGAUGCCUUGUGUACAGAGAGGGAGGCCCAUGCCAAAGCACUUGAGGCCAAACUGUCUGAAAGCAAGGAAUUAAGUGAUGGAGAUGGUCGACAGAAUCUUAAUGCUGGCCUUGAUGAAAUGAAGGAACAAUACCUGAAAGCUGUGCAAAAGAUCAGAGGGGACAUGCUGCGCUACCUACAGGAAAGCAAGGAGCGAGCAGCCGAGCUGAUUAGAGCUGAGGUGCUAAGGGAGAGGCAGGACACGGCUCGCAGGAUGCGCAAGUACUACCUUACCUGCCUGCAGGAACUGUUAGAAGAAGGGGGGCAGACCACAGGAGCUGAGAAGAAAAUUAUUAAUGCCGCCAGCAAACUGGCUGCCAUGGCCAAGGUGUUGGAGACUCCUGUAGCCAAGAAGAAGCUGCAAAGAAAUCAGAACAUCCAAGAUGCAUCACCAAAUCUGGAAGCUUCUAAAAUUGAACUGGGUUUAAAAGGUGUUGUCUCAAGCCAAAGCCUUUCUGCUGAGUCCAACGAACACCACAAGACACAUCAGGUGAAUUACCAUCCUGAGACCAGCUAUGCAACCCAAACCGUCAAGAUAAAAGAAGUUAAACCUGUAGGCAAGAGCUCUUAUUCAGACUUUAAAUCUGUAAAAGCACACAGUGCCAAAGGACCUGAAAGACCUGAACAGCUCACCCCAGGAUCACUCCACUCUGUAAACCUCGCAUCUGGUAAUGAAUUUGCAUCAUCCAGUGUACACAAUAGUACUGUUAACUCUGCCAAUGUGACGUUAAGAAAGCAGAGCAGGGAGAUGUUCCUGAUGGGAACAGAAGCAGGAAAAGCCAGUGAGCGUUUGACUCCUCAGGUGACUGUUCAGCCCUUCCUGAUUGAAGAGGCACCAGUGAGAGAUGAUGGCCAGAGCGACUGGAGUUUAUCUAGCAACGGCUCCGCUGUCAUCCAUGACUUUCACUUCUCCUCGUCUUAUCGCAGCAAAUUACCAAAUUUAUUGAACAUUCACUCAUUAACUGGCCACUCUGUAGAGCAUCUGGACUUUGGAAGUCACUUGGGAGAUGACUCUGAUGUAACUGUUUACAAAGAGAUUGCCAAAAAGCCGUCUGAUAUGAAACCCAAAUUAAACACACAUAGUAAAGCAAGUAAAAGCAGGGAGCCAAUUCCUGGCUCAGAGGAAGAGAACUAUAGACUUUGUCCCAAAAGUUUAUUCUCAGAAUUUAAAAUGUGUCUGAAGGAUAGUGGGAUUGACAGCCCUUUGCCCCUGCUUCAGAAAUGAAAUAGUGUCUAUAUUAUGAUAUAUUUAUAUUGUGUAUGUGUCUGUGUUUUAGUGAGUUGCACUGAGCUUUGAAUAUGCUUAGUGAUUAUGAAUGUGUUGAAAGCAGGAUUUGUUUAAUAAACUUUUCUACCAGGAUUUUGAA